GGUAGGUUAUUUGUGGAGAAAGAUCAUAAGAUAUCAAAAGGCGUUGUUGUUCAUUACAAGAACUGAGUUCAAGAAGAUAUGGUCAUAAUUAGGUCAUGUUUCAAAUCGAUUCUCGUACUAAGUAUAGUAGCUUCGUGUUGGAUUUUGUCGGUCCAUGGUUGGAGUAAGGAAGGUCAUAUCCUCACAUGCCGAAUCGCCCAGAAUCUUUUGGAAUCUAGGGCAGCUAGAGAGGUGGAGAAUCUGUUACCGGAAUAUGUGGAGGGAGAUUUGUCGGCACUGUGUACGUGGCCGGACAAGGUCAGAAUCUGGUACAACUACCGUUGGAGCAGUCCUCUUCACUACAUCAACACUCCCGACAACGCUUGCAACUACAAUUACAUGCGGGAUUGCCAUGAUCAAUAUGGGGCGGAAGAUAGGUGUGUGGAUGGUGCGAUCCAGAACUUCACCUCUCAGCUUCAACGCUACGUCGCGGGAACUGACCUGAAACAUAACAUGACAGAGGCCCUUUUGUUCUUGUCCCAUUUCAUGGGGGACAUUCAUCAGCCGAUGCAUGUGGGAUUCACAAGUGACGAAGGAGGAAACACAAUAGAGUUGCGAUGGUUCAGGCGCAAAUCAAACUUACAUCAUGUAUGGGACAGGGACAUCAUUCUCACGGCUCUUGCAGAUUAUUACGACAAGAACUUGGAUCUCUUCCAAAGGGCUCUCGAGAGAAACAUCACUGAUGGCUCAUGGACCGACGAUAUACCUUCAUGGACAAAUUGUAGCGAUCUCUUCUCCUGUCCCCAAACAUAUGCAUCGGAGAGUAUAAAACUAGCUUGUGAUUACGGCUACAAAGGUGUAACGGCCGGUGACACCUUAUCAGAUGAAUAUUUCGAUUCAAGACUGCCAAUAGUGAUGGAAAGAAUAGCUCGAGGAGGAGUAAGACUAGCAAUGGUGCUAAACAGGGUUUUUGGUGAGGCUCACGUUGAUGUCGCUGCAGCUUAAAUCCCCAAAUAAACCCUAAACAAAGGCAACUAAUAAGGAGAUUUGUUGGUUAAUUAACACGAUUAACUAACGCUAAUCACUCUUUUUUUCUUCUUCAUCACUAAUCCAUCGCCAUUUAUCUA
Tarenaya hassleriana is the source of this 1106-nucleotide messenger RNA. RefSeq names its product endonuclease 1. Bases 79 to 984 code for a protein of 301 amino acids. Gene Ontology annotation, biological process: DNA catabolic process. The transcript is spliced from 9 exons. The record is from RefSeq and is a predicted model, not a curated record. NCBI's taxonomy places the organism in Eukaryota, Viridiplantae, Streptophyta, Magnoliopsida, Brassicales, Cleomaceae. Gene Ontology annotation, molecular function: endonuclease activity; nucleic acid binding.